AUGACUGUCGAGACUGCUACCGCCACCACCUCGGCUUCGACCGCGCAGCCCACCCUCAAGCUGCGCGGCAGCACCCAGCCUGCCGUCGAGGCUUUCCCCGGCCUCGAGACCAAGGGUUACGCUGUUGUCAAGAGCGUGAUCUCGCCCGAGAGGGCACAGUACUACGUCAACGAGAUGUACCAGUGGCUCGAGUCGUUUGGCAAGGGCUUCAAGGGCGACGACCGGAGCACCUGGCACAUUGACAAUGUGCCCUUCUUCGACAAGGGCGGCCUGUACCACCGGUUCGGUGUGGCCCACGAGCAGUUUGCGUGGGACGCGCGCUCUGAGCCUGGUGUUGUGGACACGUUUGCACGUAUCUGGGGCACCGACGAGCUCAUUGUCUCGUACGACAGCGUCAACAUUUCGCUCCCCUUGCCCAAGGACGAGCUGAACGGCGACCGCGUCGCCCCCUGGCCGCACGUCGACCAGUCGCCCACCCGCUGUUUCCGCCACUGCAUCCAAGGUAUCCUCAACCUGUACCCGAACGGCCCCAAGGACGGCGGCCUGACUGUGCUCGAGGGCUCGAUGCCCCUCUUUGAGGAGUACUUUGCCACGCACCAGGACCUGCGUCCCGCCGAGGGCUGGCCCACGGCCGACUGGUGGGCGCACAACGAGGACACGCUCAAGUGGUUCUACGACCGCGGCUGCAAGUGGGUCAAGGUCGAGGCCGGCCCCGGCGACCUGAUUCUCUGGGACUCGCGCACGAUCCACUAUGGCGCCGCGGCCGAGGGCUCCGAGCCCCGCGUCGCCACCUAUGUCUGCUACAAGCCCGCAAAGGACAUGCAGCCCGACAAGCUCCAGACCAAGCGCGAGUGCUUUGCCAAGCACUGGGGCACGUCGCAUGACCCGCUCGAGUUCCGUAUCAACGCCGCGAGGUACAAGCCCCACUGGAACAUUGAGGAGGGCGAGCGUACCGCACCGCGCAGCCUGCCUGUGCUCUCGGAGCGCGCCAAGAAGCUCGCUGGUCUCGUUCCCUACUAG
Messenger RNA from Apiotrichum porosum, 1020 nucleotides. RefSeq lists its product as uncharacterized. NCBI's taxonomy places the organism in Eukaryota, Fungi, Basidiomycota, Tremellomycetes, Trichosporonales, Trichosporonaceae. The record is from RefSeq and is a predicted model, not a curated record. Bases 1 to 1020 code for a protein of 339 amino acids. The transcript is spliced from 3 exons.